Prorocentrum cordatum is the source of this 572-nucleotide messenger RNA. The record is from the annotation of a GenBank genome assembly. Lineage: Eukaryota; Dinophyceae; Prorocentrales; Prorocentraceae.
GCGCAGCGGGAGGCGGAGGUGGCGGCACGCGGCCGGCCCUGGAGGGCGCGGCGAAGGCCUCGGGCGUGGAGGCGCUCGACCUCGGCGAUGAGGACCUGGGGGAGCUGCCCCACUCGCCGUCCAGCGGGGCGCACCCCGUCACGCCCGCCACGGGCUCGAUGAGCCUCCUGCCCGCCCCGGGUCGCCAGCUCCUGCCCAGCCACUCGAUGAUCUCGGGCACGUCGUGCCUCUCCGGCGAGCCUCCCCAAAACAUGGGCUUGGCGACGUACGCCCGCGUCAUGACGGACGCCUGCGUGGCCGCGGGCAUGCGCUCGCAGGUCUGCGUCGGCGGCACCACCGGCGGCACCAAGGAGGCUGAGCAGGUGGAGGAGGAGUUCGCCGAGAAGCUGUGGUCCUGCUUCAGCCUCGAGGGCGCGGGCCAAGAGACCACCUGGAGGCGCGUCCUCGCUGGCACCGGCGUGGCGCUCUCCUGCAGGAAGGGGCGGAAGCCGGGCACGCCGAACCAGGACAACGUGUUUGCCUGCCAGCGCGGCGACCUCACCAUCGCCGGGGUGGCAGAUGGCCACGGCUCG